This is a messenger RNA of Cucurbita pepo subsp. pepo (vegetable marrow), 2642 nucleotides long. Its product is annotated as putative acyl-activating enzyme 16, chloroplastic. Lineage: Eukaryota; Viridiplantae; Streptophyta; Magnoliopsida; Cucurbitales; Cucurbitaceae. Gene Ontology annotation, molecular function: long-chain fatty acid [acyl-carrier-protein] ligase activity. Gene Ontology annotation, cellular component: chloroplast. The record is from RefSeq and is a predicted model, not a curated record. Gene Ontology annotation, biological process: fatty acid elongation.
AAAGCUUCCGGCACCCUGAAAAACAUGAUGUCACGUGAAAGCGACAGCAUUUGGAUUAACUUCCUUCACCUACCAAUGUUCUUCCUACUUCUUCGGAGUCUUCAAUGAUCCAAUUUUCCACAAUCUGUUCGUCACCUCUCUCGGUUUUGUUCUCUCUCACUCUGUGUUUCCAUAUGUUGUUUUAGAUAUAAACACACCAGAGGAACGAUCUCUGUUUUACUUCAAUUUAUCUUGUUUUCUGUGCCAUUUGGAUAUUGAUUAUGGCUAUGGCGCUUCCCUUUACCUCCAGUCAACUCUCAUGGAGAUCUCCCGACUGUUCCCAAUCUCUCCCUUUCCUCUUCUCUCGUUAUCGCCUCACUGGUCCGUAUUUGCUUAAAAGUUGCGUUGGGAGUGGAGCUCGGCGUUCAGCAAACCGUGAUUGUCGAGUUUUUUGCCAAUCUAAUGAGACAGAGACAUUGCAGUUAAGGAGAUAUUCUCCACUCCUCGAAAGUUCUUUCGUGCCAGGUAAUAGUGCAACAGUAUCUGAUGACUGGCAAGCAGUUCCUGAUAUUUGGAGGUCUUCAGCAGAGAGGUAUGGCGAUCGGGUAGCAUUAGUGGAUCCAUACCAUAAUCCUGCUUCAAAAAUGACUUAUAAGGAGUUAGAACAAAGUAUCUUGAAUUUCUCUGAAGGCCUUAGAGCCAUUGGAAUAAAGCCAGAUGAAAAGAUUGCACUCUUUGCUGAUAAUUCAUGUCGAUGGCUUGUUGCUGAUCAAGGUAUUAUGACAAUGGGAGCAAUUAAUGUUGUUAGAGGUUCAAGAUCAUCUAGUGAGGAGCUGUUGCAAAUAUACAAUCACUCUGAAAGUGUAGCAUUAGUUGUGGACAACCCUGAAUUGUUCAAUCGAAUUGUAGAAACAUUCCAUUUGAAGGCAUCCAUGAGAUGUGUCAUUCUUCUAUGGGGAGAAAAAUCUAGCCUGGCUCAUGAGGGAAUGGAUGGCAUUGCAGUUUUUGAUUACAAUGACAUCGUGGAUAUGGGACAAAAGUGUCGUAAAGUUAUGCUUGAUUCUCAUGAUGCUAAGCAGCAUUAUACAUAUGAAGCUAUCAGCUUGGAUGAUAUUGCUACACUUGUAUAUACAAGUGGCACAACUGGAAACCCUAAAGGUGUCAUGCUUACCCAUCGAAAUUUAUUGCACCAGAUAAAGAAUUUGUGGGAUGUAGUGCCUGCUAAAGUUGGGGAUAAAUUUCUAAGUAUGCUUCCACCUUGGCAUGCAUACGAACGGGCUUGUGAAUAUUUCAUAUUUACAUUUGGAGUGGAGCAAGCUUACACAACAAUAAGAAACUUAAAGGACGAUCUUCGUCAAUAUCAACCAGACUACUUGAUUUCUGUUCCAUUGGUGUACGAAACACUAUACAGUGGAAUUCAGAAGCAAAUAUCAGCAAGCUCAAAUGCACGUAAGCUUCUUGUGCUUGCAUUCAUGAAGGUCAGCUUAGUUUAUAUGAAGCUGAAGAGGAUCUACGAGGGAACCUAUCUAACAAGAAGCGAGGUUCAACCUUCUCAUAUUGUAUCUGCAUUGGACUGGUUAUUUGCAAGAACGGCUGCUGCAAUAUUGUGGCCAAUUCAUAUGCUGGCAAAAAAAUUAGUCUAUAGCAAAGUUCAAUCUGCAAUUGGCAUAUGGAAGGCAGGCAUAAGUGGAGGGGGCAGUUUACCUUCACAUGUUGAUCUUUUUUUUGAGGCAAUUGGCAUUACAGUGCAGAAUGGUUAUGGUUUAACAGAAUGUUCUCCUGUAAUUGCUGCUCGACGACCUACCUGCAAUGUUCUUGGUUCGGUUGGACAUCCAAUUCGGCAUACAGAGUUUAGGAUUGUAGAUAUGGAAACAGGAGAUGUUCUCCCACCUGGAUCAAGAGGCAUUGUUGAAGUUAAGGGACCUCAAGUGAUGAAAGGUUACUAUAAGAAUUCAUCUGCCACACAACAAGUCUUGCACGAAGAGGGUUGGUUUAGCACUGGGGAUAUCGGGUGGAUUGCUCCUCACCAUUCGAUAGGCCGGAGUCGUCGUUGUGGAGGUGUAAUUGUUCUUGAUGGGCGGGCAAAAGAUACUAUAGUUCUCUUAACAGGUGAAAAUGUUGAACCAACAGUGCUUGAGGAAGCUGCCAUGAGAAGUAGUCUCAUACAACAAAUUGUGGUUAUUGGCCAGGAUCAACGACGGCUAGGAGCGAUUAUAGUUCCGAAUGAGGAAGAAGUAUUAUCUGCAGCAAGGAAAUUGUCUGUUGCAGAUUCAAGUACAGCUGAUUUUAGCAAUCAAACAUUGAAAAAUCUGAUUUACAGUGAAGUGAGAAAAUGGACUUCAGAAUGUCCAUUUCAAAUUGGACCAAUCCUCAUUGUCAAUGAACCAUUCACAAUCGACAACGGUUUAAUGACCCCUACAAUGAAGGUUCGAAGAGACAAAGUUGCUGGUUAUUACAAGAACGAAAUUGAGAACCUUUUCAAGUAACUUGGGAGAUUUUAAGUUAAGUCAAAGUUAUGUUCAUUUUCAGGUAAACAAAGCAUAAUAAAUUUACAGGCAAUAAGUUCUAUUAGUCUCUGGCUUGGACAAAAGCUUUGAGAUUAUCCUGUUUAUGAAACUCUUACCAUUUUAACUCUUACAUAAAUCAUUGGAUUUCCUUUCUAA